CUCUGGUGAUCACGGGACCCAACAAUACCUUUCAAAAUUAUGUACAAUUUUAGGUUGUCAUGGAAACCAGUUGGACUUCUGGUUCGCUGAAUCUGUGGGGGGUAUGAAUACUUGUGGUCUCCAGGCGAACCUGCUCCUCCACUGGACGCAGCCUGCCGUUCCCCUCCAGUCCGGCAGGUGGCGGUAAUCCUGCCCGCUAAGAGCCAGACUACAGCUCCCAGAGUGCACCGCGGCCGGCAGGCUGUAAACACGUCCAUGAAGGAGGCGCAGCAGGAUGAUCGUUCUUCCAGUGUUUGUGCGGUUCAACCGCGGCCCCGGCGUUGCCGUGGAGCUGAGUGCGGCGGCCCGCGUGGCCGAGCUGAAGGAGAUCGUGGCCAGCCAGCAGGGAGUUCCUGCGCAAGCGCUCCGGGUUCUGUUCGCCGGCAGGGAGCUGCAGAGCUCCGCCUCCCUGCAGGGCUGUGACCUCCCAGAGCAGAGCACGGUCCACGUGGUGCUCCCUCCUCCAGGCUCCCUCCACCUGCCGCCUCCACAAGAACACCUGGCUGCCAGAGGAACAAGUCUGACCCGGCUGGACCUGAGCUCCUCCAGGCUGGCCGCCGCUGUGCAGACCGCCGUUCUGGAUGGAGGAAGAGGAAGAGGAGACGAAGGAGGAGAUGAAGAUCAAAGGACAGAGCAACAGACUGCAGCUCCUAAAGGUGUGUGUAGUACCUUCUUCGUGUACUGUAAGCGCUGCUCAUCUAUCCAGUCAGGGAAACUCCGUGUUCGCUGUCGGCGCUGCAGACAGAUGACACUGACGCUCUGCAGGGAUCCUUCCUGCUGGGAUGAUGUUCUCCUGCCUGGACGGAUUCAUGGCGUCUGUCAGUUUGAAGGUUGCCAUGGCAAUGAGGCGGAGUUCUACAUGAAAUGUGCGUCUCACCCCACAUCAGAAGAUGACGUCUCCGUGGCGCUGGACCUCGUCCUGUCCAACACCAGAAGGGUCCCCUGCAUUGGCUGCACCGACAUCAAGAACGUGGUUCUGGUCUUCCAGUGUUCGGACCGUCAUGUGAUCUGCCUGGACUGCUUCCAGCGCUACUGCCAGACGCGGCUCAAUGAGCGGCAGUUUGUUCACGAUGCUGUGAUUGGGUACUGGAGACGAUCAGAGAUCAAGUCUCUGUUCAGCUGCAUCACUUCCUGUCCAGGUGUUUCCAGGUGUACCAUCUUCAGCUGGGGGUUCAGUUGUAGCAGGUUGCUGGUGCUAACCCCUGUGGUUCUCACUCAGUAUGGCCGUUACCAGCAGUACGGCGCCGAAGAGUGUCUGCUGACCGCCGGCGGCGUGCUGUGCCCCUCGCCUGGCUGUGGGGCGGGGCUUCUCCCACCUGAGGGCAGCAGGAGGCUGGAGUGUGACCGGCGGCUGGGCUGCGGCUUCGUCUUCUGCAGGGACUGCAGGGAGGGCUUCCAUGAGGGGCCCUGUGAGGGCCCUGCGGCCCUGCCCCCAGCAGAUGCCUGCCAGGGCUUCGUGGUGGAGGACGAGGCGUCUCAGAGAGGAAGGUGGGACCAGGCGUCUCUGCAGCUCAUCCAGGAGUCGACCCGGCGCUGCCCACGCUGCCUAGUACCCGUGGAGAGGAACGGCGGCUGCAUGCACAUGCAGUGCACCCAAUGCCGAGCAGAGUGGUGCUGGCUCUGCGGCGCCCCCUGGAACAGGGAGUGCAUGGGGAACCACUGGUUUGGAUAGAUGCUACGGCCAGGCUCCGCCCACCGCCGGCGGGGGGGGCGUGGCUCCGUCCAUCAUCGGUUCAGACUGUGGAAUUGUCCCUGAGUGUAAAUAACAGAAUAAAAUGUGAGAACCGACUCCGUGUCUGAGACGAGUCAGGUGGACGUCCAACAGCGUUCCUCUCGGUUCGGGAUAUUUAUGAAAAAAUACCCAGAGAGGAAAAUACAAGAGAAACAAAGUUGUUUCUCUUGUAUUUUUCUUUACAUGGAAGAAAAUCUGAUCAUAUGUGAUCACAUGAACAAAAUACUUUAUCACAUGUGGAAAAUGGGAACACCAUGUGAAUUACACUGGAUUCUUUUGUAAGGGAAAUUAAUAUUCAUAAAUUUUUAUCUUAAUGUCAGUUGACAUAUUUACCUAUCAAGCUGCAGCAUAGUGCAGCAUUUAUGAUGUUAAAUGUUACAUGUUAAAAUGAGGUGAUCAAUAUUUAAAAUAAAGAGCUGUUAUUCAGAAAACCUAAAGAUAAAACCCAGACAGGAUCAGAGUUUAUUCAACAGAGACAGAAAAAUAGUGCAGAAAGUGAUUUGUAUUGUAGUUGGAAAUUUAUUUACAAUAUAUAAAUAAUAAACUUCCAUCAAAUAACUGGUUCAAUCUUACAUUAAAGGAUCCAGCAUUAGUUAAACAUGUUGCCUAAAUAUGUUGUAAUUUUCCUAUUAACUAAAAUAUUGUUGUUUGUAUUACGGCAAAACUCAUAAUUAAUUAAAAAAUGUUCAUCUUUUGUUAUAUUUUUCAACUAUGGAGGUCGCCAUUUUUGAGCCAUUUAUACCAGCACAACCAGAAGGCUCUAACAGCUGAUCGUUACCUUAACUAGCUAAAAUUAACGCAGUGCUGUAGCUGCGACAGGCAGAGCUGGACGCUCUUUGAGAUGCUAACAGGAGCUAUACUGCCUGGCUACAGACAUCCCCAAUCCGACCAGACCAUGAAGGUCCGGUGUCAGUAGUAAUAAAGUUCGGUGUGGCUGUUAGCACCAUCCGGACACAGCGCUACAGACGCUGGGAAAAACGUGAAAAACAAGCAGCGCCAAUGGAGCUAAUGGAAAUGCUAACGGAGCUAUUAGUACUGGAAAUGCUAAUGGAGCUAUUGCUAAUGGAAAUUGUAACGGAGCUAUUACUAAUGGAAAUGCUAAAGGAGCUAUUACUACUGGAAAUGCUAACGGAGCUAUUACUACUGGAAAUGCUAACGGAGCUAGAACACCAGUA
Gambusia affinis (western mosquitofish) is the source of this 2946-nucleotide messenger RNA. It is a transcript of the gene prkn, whose product is annotated as parkin RBR E3 ubiquitin protein ligase. Gene Ontology annotation, molecular function: ubiquitin conjugating enzyme binding; zinc ion binding; ubiquitin protein ligase activity. The transcript is spliced from 11 exons. Bases 275 to 1711 code for a protein of 478 amino acids. NCBI's taxonomy places the organism in Eukaryota, Metazoa, Chordata, Actinopteri, Cyprinodontiformes, Poeciliidae. Gene Ontology annotation, cellular component: ubiquitin ligase complex; cytoplasm; cytosol. The record is from RefSeq and is a predicted model, not a curated record. Gene Ontology annotation, biological process: autophagy of mitochondrion; regulation of cellular response to oxidative stress; protein polyubiquitination.